Messenger RNA from Thlaspi arvense, 1779 nucleotides. The record is from the annotation of a GenBank genome assembly. Lineage: Eukaryota; Viridiplantae; Streptophyta; Magnoliopsida; Brassicales; Brassicaceae.
AUGAAGAUUGCAAAAUUUUCUGUUCUUCUCCUAAUUUUAUAUAUUUUUCCCGUCGCAUUGGGGCAGCUCAGAGUAGGGUUUUACAGCCAAUCGUGCCCUAAUGCAGAAAGUAUUGUACAGAGCCUGGUCCGCGAGCGGUUCGGCCGUGAUCGAACGAUCACCGCCGCUUUGACUCGUAUGCAUUUUCAUGACUGCUUUGUUCAGGGCUGCGACGCUUCUCUCCUCAUAGACCCAACGACUCAAGAUUCGGAAAAGACCGCCGGGCCAAACGGUAGCGUGAGAGGGUUCGAGCUGAUCGACGAGAUCAAGACGGCUCUCGAGGCUCAAUGCCCCUCAACGGUCUCGUGCGCCGACAUAGUCACGCUCGCCACACGUGACUCCGUCUUCUUAGGUGGAGGACUGAACUAUACGGUCCCCACCGGACGACGUGAUGGCUUUGUGUCGAACCCUGCAGAUGCCCUAAGAAUCCUCCCCGGACCAAGCCUCCCCGUCUCAGAUAUGCUUACGUUCUUCGGGAAUAAAGGGAUGAACGUCUUCGAUGCGGUCGCUCUUUUGGGUGCACACACGGUUGGGAUCGGAUCUUGUGGUAAUUUUGUGGACCGGGUCACCGAUUUUCAAGGGACCGGACAGCCCGAUCCCUCUAUGGACCCCGGUUUGGCUGGCAGGCUAAGGAACACAUGUGCGGCUGGAGGCAGUCAAUUUGCGGCAUUGGACCAGUCGACGCCAUUAGCGCCAUUCUCAUUCGACAACUUGUUCUUCGCUCAGCUCAGAGAGAGGAAAGGGGUUUUGUUACUUGACCAGCGGCUCGCGACCGACCCAGCCACUUCUGGUGUUGUGUUUCAGUACGCGGCCGAUAACGAACUAUUCAAACGCCAGUUCGCAAUCGCAAUGGUGAAAAUGGGAGCCGUUGACGUUCUGACCGGCUUAGCCGAAACGAUCGUUCGAAAUCUCGUGAGCGAUGAGUUCGAGAGUGACCCCACAAUUACGGCCGCUUUGCUUCGGAUGCAUUUUCACGACUGUUUUGUUGGGGGCUGCGACGGUUCUAUCCUCUUAAACUCGACAGAUUCGGAAAGAUUCGUCGGUCCAAACUUAAGCGUGAGAGGGUUUGAGCUGAUCGACAAUAUCAAGGCCGAGCUUGAGGCUCAAUGUCCCUCCAACGUCUCAUGCGCCGACAUAAUGGCCCUUGCCACACGUGACUCUGUGGCUUUAGCUGGAGGUCCAAGAUACAACAUCCCCACAGGGCGACGUGAUGGGUUGGCAACGAAUGCGGAUGGCGUGUUCAACCUUCCCGGACCAACCGCCUCCGUUGCUGCGUUUCUCAGGUUCUUUGGGGACAAACUGAUGAACACGUUCGAUGCGGUGGCUCUUUUGGGUGCACACACGGUUGGUGUGGGAUCUUGUGAUCUAUUCCAGGACCGGCUCAUGAAUUUUAAUGGAACCGGAUUACCCGAUCCGUCCAUGGACUCCGGUUUGGUCGCAAAUUUAACCACUAUAUGUGCGGCCUCAGAGAACCCAUCAACAGGACUUGACCGGUCAACGCCAUUGACCUUCGAUAAUGCAUUCUUCGGACAAAUCCGACUGAGGAGAGGGGUUCUGCAACUUGACCAACGGCUCGCGACCGACGAAGCAACUUCUAGUGUGGUGGCUCAAUACGCAGCCGACAACGACUUAUUUAAACGCCAGUUUGCGAUCGCGAUAGUGAAAAUGGGAGCCGUUGAUAUCUUUACCGGAGAAGAUGGUGAGAUCAGAACGAAUUGUUGGGCAUUCAACGACAAUUAA